This is a messenger RNA of Synchiropus splendidus (mandarinfish), 471 nucleotides long. RefSeq names its product 60S acidic ribosomal protein P2-like. The transcript has 5 exons. Bases 95 to 436 code for a protein of 113 amino acids. Gene Ontology annotation, biological process: cytoplasmic translational elongation. Gene Ontology annotation, cellular component: cytosolic large ribosomal subunit; ribosome. Gene Ontology annotation, molecular function: structural constituent of ribosome. Lineage: Eukaryota; Metazoa; Chordata; Actinopteri; Syngnathiformes; Callionymidae. The record is from RefSeq and is a predicted model, not a curated record.
GAAAGAGCGGCGUCUUCCGAAGUAGCCUACUGACGCAACUUCCUUUCUGUCUGUGCUAACUCGGGUGAAUACGCGUUCUCUUGCUUCGCUCAAGAUGCGUUACGUGGCUGCUUACCUGCUCGCUGCCCUCGGCGGCAAUGAGAACCCCGAAGCUGCUGACAUCAAGAAGAUCCUCAGCAGUGUUGGCAUUGAGGCCGAUGACACUCGCCUCAACAAGGUUAUCUCUGAGUUGAAGGGCAAGAAUGUGAGCGAUGUGAUCGCUACAGGUUACAGUAAAUUGGCCAGCAUGCCAGCAGGUGGCGCUGUCGCCGUUGCCAGCUCCGGAGGCCCAAGCACAGGUGGUGCCGCAGCCCCUGCCGCAGAGGAGAAGAAGGAAGAGAAGAAAGAGGAGUCGGAGGAGUCGGACGACGACAUGGGAUUCGGCUUGUUCGACUAAAAUUUUUCAAUUCAAUAAAAAAUUGUCAAAAAACA